Messenger RNA from Colletotrichum truncatum, 351 nucleotides. NCBI's taxonomy places the organism in Eukaryota, Fungi, Ascomycota, Sordariomycetes, Glomerellales, Glomerellaceae. The record is from RefSeq and is a predicted model, not a curated record.
AUGCCGGACCUCAAGUACGACUCCGAUAGAGAUAGCUCUUUCACCAAGGAAAGCUACGAUAAGCUCCGACGCAUAAUCCAGAAACAAGAAGCCGAGACAAAAGACAUGCAGAAAAUCGUCAACGAAAACCGACAAGCAAUGGAAAACCUUAACGAGCAACUCCAGCACGCUGGACAGGCCUACAAGAAGCUGGAAGAAGACAUCAAGGGGGACGCCAACCUCCGGAAGAUCCAGGAACUCCAGGGGGAAAUCACCACCCUCCGGGCCGCCGCCAACAUCGUCACCACGCCCGUCCACGGAGGACGACAAAAGCUCAAGCUCAGUGCGCCUGUCACCUACGACGGAACCUAG